Lycium ferocissimum is the source of this 2205-nucleotide messenger RNA. RefSeq lists its product as uncharacterized. The coding region runs from base 1 to 2205 and encodes 734 amino acids. The transcript is spliced from 6 exons. NCBI's taxonomy places the organism in Eukaryota, Viridiplantae, Streptophyta, Magnoliopsida, Solanales, Solanaceae. The record is from RefSeq and is a predicted model, not a curated record.
AUGGAGGCAAACGAUCUGGAGAUGUAUGUCAUAGGCGUGGAAAUCCUGAUCACUCCAGACUGUCAGGAAAGAAAAGUAGCUGCUUACGCUACAUUUGGUAUCAAGAGCCAGCUUUCCGACGAAGAAAUGGUGGAAACUCAGAAAGUGACGAUGGUUGGAAGCCAGAUUGCACCUGAGUCAAAAAUGGACAUUGUAGCUAUUCAUGUUAAGGAUAAGAAUGAUCCCUGGUUUGAUGUGUAUACAAUGGAACAAGGGGGUGUGCUCAUUUGGGAAAAAUUCUGUUUGGAUGUUUGUCGCAGAUAUGGCAAUAUUCGUCCAUUGGAUGUUGUCACUGAGUUUAAUAGGCUUGAGCAAGUUAAUGAUGUUGAAAGUUAUUUUAACAGAUUUCAGGAACUACGUUUCUAUGUGUUGUUAGUAAACCCAACGCUUAAUGAAGCCUAUUUUGUGUACUGUUUUAUUGGGGGUCUGAAAUCUGAUUUACAAUCAAUGGUUAGAGCCUCAAACCCUUUAACCUUACUCGAUGCUUUAGAAAUGGCCAAACAACAUGAGAAAACACUUGCUUCCAUUUACAGAAACCUUCAGCCUAGAGUUUCUUCAACCCAGCCCAGAAUCACUUUUCCACCAAGCCCACGAGCCAAUACACCUAACAUAUUCAGAGCCCUUCCAGCACCCAACAAUACAAGAGCCCUUCCUAAUAUUGUCACCAGAAACCCACCUCCCAGGACUAUCCCUAAAGAAGCACCUAGGGACAAGAAGUUAUGCUAUAGGUGCCAGGAGAGGUAUUUCCCUGGUCAUGUGUGCAAGGAGAGGAACCUUAAUGUAAUAAAGGGAAGUGAAGAAGAGGUGAUGUAUGAUGCAGAGGCUGAACCUAUCGAAGAAGCUAAUGUAGAAACAGAACAAGAGGUUGAGGCUGAAGAGGAAGCAGUGCUAAACUUAAUGAAAGCAUCGGAGAAAGACCCAACGACUAUUAAGAUUACUGGUUGGACUCUUAAUCAACCUAUUAUAGUCUUGGUAAACAGCGGGUCGACCCAUAGUUUCAUGGACCCUAAGUUGGCAGACAAGUUGCAUCUGAAGAAACUGAACCUAAAAAGGCCCAUGAAAGUUCGAGUGGCCAAUGGGGAGUCCAUGUACAGUACGCAGGUGUGCCCGAGGUUGGCAUGGCAAAUGCAAGGGGAGGAAUUUAUGUUUGAUAUGAGACUCCUAGAGGUAGGGUGUUAUGAUGUAGUUUUGGGAAUGGAUUGGAUUGACACAAUCGCUCCCAUUUUGUUGAAUACUCGACCACCUAGCAUUUCUUUCCUACGAAAUGGGAAGUGGAUAACACUGGUGGGCUGUCAAAAACCUCAAGUUGGGCUGCGAAAUAGUGGAGGAUGUAGCUGGGUGACCCAAAUUUAUCAAUUGGAGUCUUUGGGACAAUCUAGCAAUUUAUUUCCAGUCCAGGUGAAGUCCUUAAUUGCAGAUUUUGAGGACAUUUUUAAGGAGCCAAACAGUCUACCCCCAGCUCGAUCAUGUGAUCAUGCUAUUGAAUUAGUUCCUGGAGAAAAACCCGUGAACCAACGCCCUUAUCGAUAUUCUCACGAUCAAAAAGAUGCCAUCGAAAAGCUGAUUAAAGAAAUGUUACAGGCUAAAACAGUAACAACCAGUUCUUUCGCCUUUUGCUUCACUGUUGUGGAAGAUUUGUUCGAUGAACUUAAUGGGGCUUGUUUCUAUUCCAAACUGGACUUGCGCUCAGGGUAUCACCAAAUCAGGAUGAGGGCUGGUGAUGAGCACAAGACGGCUUUCAAAACACACCAUGGCCUAUGGGAAUUCAAGGUUAUGCCCUUUGGGCUAACCAAUGCACCGGCUACUUUUCAAGCCCUGAUGCAUAACAUUUUUGGGCCGCAUUUGAGACAGUUUGUGCUGGUCUUUUUCGAUGACAUUCUAAUUUACAGCACAUCAUUGGAGGCCCAUGUGAACCAUUUGCAGAUAGGUGGAUUUUUGUGGAAUGAUGAAGCUUCAAGAGCUUUUGAGCAAUUGAAAAGGGCUAUGGUGAAUGCUCCAGAUCUAGCCCUGCCAGAUUUCAAGGUUCCAUUCAUUAUUGAAGUGGAUGCAAGUGGACUGGGUGUAGGAGUCGUGCUAAUGCAACAAGAUAGGGCUAUUGCUUUUAUGAGCCAAGUUCUUAGCCCAAAACAUCUUGCACAAAGGAAUUACAAAGUUAAUGGGUCUUAG